Messenger RNA from Megachile rotundata (alfalfa leafcutting bee), 2631 nucleotides. RefSeq names its product transport protein Sec23 (gene Sec23). The record is from RefSeq and is a predicted model, not a curated record. Gene Ontology annotation, biological process: intracellular protein transport; endoplasmic reticulum to Golgi vesicle-mediated transport; COPII-coated vesicle budding. NCBI's taxonomy places the organism in Eukaryota, Metazoa, Arthropoda, Insecta, Hymenoptera, Megachilidae. Gene Ontology annotation, cellular component: COPII vesicle coat; endoplasmic reticulum exit site. Gene Ontology annotation, molecular function: GTPase activator activity; zinc ion binding.
ACCAUCUUUUUUCGAGCUUCCAAGUGACGUGGCUUCAAUGACGGCACAAGUCGUGCUCGUACGGUGAAAUUUAAUCGGUUUAGUUGAAUUAUAAAACAAUGAUAUGAUUAUGAGAACUUGAUAACAAACUUCGCUUGAAAACAUCUUCAACUCGUAAUCGAGAAUUUACAGCGAUCAUACGUUAAUUCGUCAUCAUGACUACUUAUGAGGAGUUCAUUCAGCAAAAUGAAGACCGUGAUGGAGUACGUUUCACAUGGAAUGUUUGGCCCUCAUCUCGCAUUGAUGCUACAAGACUAGUAGUACCAUUAGGAACUCUUUAUCAACCGAUCAAGGAAAGACCAGACCUUCCUCCAAUACAAUAUGAUCCAGUUCUUUGUAAUAGAUCUACUUGCAGAGCAAUUUUGAACCCAUUAUGUCAAGUAGAUUACCGGGCUAAACUAUGGGUCUGCAAUCUGUGCUUUCAAAGGAAUCCUUUUCCUCCACAAUAUGCUGCCAUUUCAGAACAACAUCAACCAGCUGAACUAAUUCCAAUGUUUUCAACAAUUGAAUACACUAUAAUGAGAGCACAAUGUUUGCCACCCAUCUUUUUAUUGGUUGUGGAUACAUGUAUGGAUGAAGAGGAAUUAGGUUCUCUUAAGGAUUCAUUACAAAUGUCUCUUUCUUUACUUCCACCUAAUGCACUCAUUGGCCUUAUUACAUUUGGAAGAAUGGUACAUGUUCAUGAAUUGGGUUGUGAGGGAUGUAGUACAAGCUAUGUUUUCCGUGGCACUAAAGACUUACAGCCAAAACAAGUCCAAGAUAUGCUAGGUAUAGGUCGUCCAAUGCCAGGACAAAAUCCAAAUCAGCAAAGAGGACCUACUGGGCAGCCAUUGCCACCUGCUAACCGCUUCUUACAGCCGGUACAUAAGUGUGACAUGAGUCUAACAGAUCUACUAGGUGAACUGCAAUGUGAUCCUUGGCCUGUAGGUCCAGGAAAACGUCCAUUACGAUCUACCGGUGUUGCAUUGGCUGUUGCUACUGGUCUUUUGGAAGCCAGUUAUGCUAACACAGGAGCUAGGAUAAUGCUGUUUGUUGGUGGACCUUGUUCCCAAGGCCCUGGUCAAGUAGUAACAGAUGAUUUGAGGCAACCCAUCAGAUCACAUCACGAUAUUCAAAAAGAUAACGCUAAACAUAUGAAGAAGGCAACUAAACAUUACGAUUCUCUUGCAUCUCGAGCCGCAACAAAUGGUCACAUAAUAGAUAUCUAUUCAUGUGCUCUUGAUCAAACUGGUUUAUUAGAAAUGAGACAAUGUUGUAAUUCAACUGGUGGUCAUAUGGUUAUGGGAGAUUCCUUUAAUUCUUCUUUAUUUAAACAAACGUUUCAACGAGUAUUUGCUAAGGACAAUAAAGGUGAUUUGAAAAUGGCAUUUAACGCAACGUUAGAAGUUAAGACGUCUCGGGAAAUUAAAGUUUCUGGAGCGAUCGGCCCUUGCGUUUCCUUGGGAGUAAAGGGAGCAAGUGUCGGUGAACAAGAAGUAGGAUUAGGUGGCACUUGCCAAUGGAAAUUUUGUUCUCUCACACCUUCCACAACUACAGCGUUGUUCUUCGAAGUUGUGAAUCAACACACCGCACCGAUUCCACAAGGUGGAAGAGGCUGUAUUCAAUUUAUCACACAGUACCAACAUAGUAGUGGUCAGCGGAGAAUCCGAGUUACUACAAUUGCAAGAAAUUGGGCAGAUGCAUCAACAUCCUUACAUCAUAUAAGUGCUGGAUUUGACCAAGAAGCAGCUGCUGUUCUUAUGUCACGUUUGGCAGUUUUCAGAGCGGAGAGUGACGAUGGUCCAGAUGUUUUAAGAUGGGUGGAUCGUAUGCUUAUCAGAUUAUGUCAGAAGUUUGGAGAAUAUGCAAAAGAUGAUCCAAACAGUUUUAGACUUGCAGAGAAUUUUUCAUUGUAUCCACAGUUUAUGUAUCAUUUGCGUAGAUCACAAUUCCUUCAAGUAUUCAAUAAUUCUCCAGAUGAAACUAGCUUUUAUAGACACAUGCUUAUGCGUGAAGAUUUAACAAAUUCCUUGAUAAUGGUGCAACCAAUCUUGUAUAGUUAUGGAUUUAGUGGUCCUCCAGAACCAGUUUUAUUAGAUACUUCAUCUAUUCAACCUGACAGAAUUUUAUUGAUGGAUACUUUCUUCCAAAUACUUAUAUUCCACGGAGAAACGAUUGCACAGUGGCGUCAGUUGAAAUAUCAGGAUUUGCCAGAGUAUGAAAACUUCCGACAGCUUUUGGCAGCACCUGUUGACGAUGCUGCCGAAAUAUUGGCUGGAAGAUUUCCUGCACCCCGGUACAUUGAUACCGAACAAGGUGGUUCACAAGCGAGGUUCUUGCUAAGUAAAGUGAAUCCAAGUCAAACUCAUAAUAAUAUGUAUGCCUACGGAGCGGGGAUGCCGAUACCCAGUGGGGAGAGCGGAGCGCCUGUCUUAACUGACGAUGUCAGUCUACAAGUAUUCAUGGAGCAUUUGAAGAAAUUGGCUGUAUCUUCUACAGCUUAAAUUGCAACAGUACAAAAAGAUUUAAGUAUUGUUAGUUGCAAUUUGUUCACAAAGAUAAAAUAGAUACAGCCCGAAUUUAUAUAAAUAUAUAUAUAUAUAUAUUUCCGUA